Messenger RNA from Lampris incognitus (smalleye Pacific opah), 1614 nucleotides. RefSeq names its product transcription factor Sox-8-like. The record is from RefSeq and is a predicted model, not a curated record. Gene Ontology annotation, cellular component: nucleus. The transcript has 3 exons. Gene Ontology annotation, biological process: neural crest cell development; morphogenesis of an epithelium; negative regulation of transcription by RNA polymerase II. Gene Ontology annotation, molecular function: DNA-binding transcription factor activity, RNA polymerase II-specific; RNA polymerase II cis-regulatory region sequence-specific DNA binding. The coding region runs from base 160 to 1614 and encodes 484 amino acids. NCBI's taxonomy places the organism in Eukaryota, Metazoa, Chordata, Actinopteri, Lampriformes, Lampridae.
GCGGAGGACAAGUGAUUCGGGAUUUCACCGUUAGUUUUGCAUCGACGGUGGUGCUAUAGAGGUGCCGCCGCCGCGCGCGUCCGUGCCAUAAUUGGAGAGGCCAAUUAAGGAUUUCGCCGCACAGAAUCACAUGACGCAAACUCUCAUCAGCGACCGAAUAUGAGUGAGAAGAAGAAGUCUCCCGACGCACAUCCGUGCAGCCCGGCGGCCAGCUGCAGCAGCGGCUCUGCGUCGCAGCCAGAGUCGGACUCGGACUCCCCGGCCUCCCCCGCGGGGUCGGACGGCCGGGGGCCAGCCCGCCCGCCCGGCAUGGCACACAGGCGGGACGGCGAGCCGCGGGAAGAUCGCUUCCCCGCCUGCAUCCGCGACGCGGUGUCCCAGGUGCUCAAGGGGUACGACUGGACGCUGGUGCCGAUGCCCUCUCAGGGGGAGAGGGGGCAGAAGAGUAAUAAGCCUCACGUGAAGCGACCGAUGAACGCCUUCAUGGUGUGGGCGCAGGCUGCACGGAGGAAGCUGGCGGACCAGUACCCCCACCUGCACAACGCGGAGCUCAGCAAGACGCUGGGCAAACUCUGGCGCCUGCUCUCUGAGAGCGAGAAGCGUCCCUUCAUCGAGGAGGCCGAGAGACUACGGCUGCAGCACAAGAAAGACUACCCAGACUACAAGUACCAACCUCGGAGACGCAAGAGCAUCAAACCAGGCCAAGUGGACUCGGUCCCCCGGCCCACGCUGACCCAGCAGCACCAGCAGAGCUUGUUUAAGACCGAACCAGGGAUGGUGAAAAUGGUCGGCAUGGAGAAUGUACACCACCAUUACCAUUUGGACAGAACAGGUCAACCUCAUGGCCCGCCAACGCCUCCCACCACCCCUAAAACGGACCUGCACCUCGGGAUCAAACGCGAGGGUCAUCAGCCCCCGGAUGGCAGCACCAGCUUAGUUCCUGGUACCAGUCGUCAAAACAUCGACUUCAGUAACGUGGACAUCUCAGAGCUCAGCACCGACGUCAUCAGCACCAUGGAGGGGUUCGAUGUCGGCGAGUUUGACCAAUACCUGCCUCUCGGCAGUCAUGGCCCUGCCUCUUUACCGCCGCCAGAUAACGGCCACGGAUCCAACACCCCCUCUGGAUCGCUCAAACUGCCUUACGCCCACUCCCACUCCACCACCAUUCCCCCGUGGGCUCCUAAAAUGGGCUCCACACCAGGGAUAGCUCCUCCCUCCAUUGUGUGCUCACCUAAUAACGAGAGCGACUCCAGGCCUCAAAUCAAAACUGAGCAGAUGAGCCCGGGUCACUACAGCGGCCAUUCCUCCCACUGCUCUUCUUCUGCCUCCCCUCCGCCACCGUCCCACCCCGAGUACACCUCCCAGGGCUUGGCGAUGUGUUCCGCUCCAUCCUCCUCCACCAUGGGCCAGUGUGACUACACAGAUCUCCAAAGCCCCAGCUACUACAGCGCCUAUUCAGGGUACCCCACCGGGCUCUACCAGUACCAGUACUUCCACUCUCCUCACAGGCCCUACGCUACGCCACUUAUCAACAGCCUGGCGUUGGCACCACCACCCUGCAGCCCUUCCGGCAGUUGGGAUCAACCUGUCUACACCACACUGACUAGGCCCUGA